UACAGUUAUAAGGAAACGUUAAUUUUCCUUCUAUAGUUCUAAGAACCACUUUUCUGGAACGUGUAGUAUUAAGACAUCCUCUCUCAUAAAGUAAGCAUGUAAUUAUGAAAAUUUUAUUAGUUAUUGAUUUUGAAAGUGGUUUCUAUAUAUUUGACAUAAUACAUGACCAUUCGCGAGUGUAAUAACGUGUAUUGGAAACCCGUUUCUACAAAUAUGUCAGAUUUGUUCUUGAAUGUACUAUUGUACAGUACUGAGGAAAAUAGAAGUAAAUGAAGGUAGAAAUUGUUUUGAAAAAGGUCACCUAUAAUUAUUUUCCCCUCCACUCGACGUGUAAUCAUAUCAUGACGUGCUGCCGCACGCGCAGUAUCAGUCAGGUGGCGAAAGAGAAAGGAAAGGGGAGAAUUAAUUAUUCCCUGAUUUUCUCUGUCGUACUAGUGUAACGGAUAAAUAGUUGAAAUAAUAUUACAAUAAUAUGUGAUCACAACAAUGUUUUCGGAAUGCAGUUAAUUGUGUCGUUCGUAUAAGUCGAUUUCAAAAACAAGAUAAAGGAACGCACGUUUGACAUUCUUCCAGUAUGACUUGAACGCACAGCGUACAUGCAUGAUUUUAAUAAAAAGUGUGUUAAGAUAUACAUGUCAUUAACAGUUGCUUACAACAAUACAUUUACUGCAUCGAUGAGUUCAAGUACGUGCUAAUAACGCUAAUUGACGGCUAAUUGGUUGCAAUAUACAUGCCUCGUAAACGAAGAAAAAAGCCACUUGCAUAAAAGUAUGACAGAAAUACGAAAAUUAAUACGAUAAAGCGAUUAGUUUAUCGAGCUUCUGCUUUUGUAAUUAAAAGCAAAGUGUACACGAUGGCACCCACGAGAGAUAAAUGGGUGAGGCGUUUUAUUAUUCCUGAAACAACAAGGCACAAGAAAGGGUUUACUAUUUACAAAGUUACAUCUGUGGUAUUUUUAAAAAGUUCUCAUGAAGAAAUUUCUAAAGUAUCUGUAUGGAAACGUUAUAAUGACUUCAAGAAGCUUCAUUCAGAAUUAAGUAUUUUGUGCUCAAGAUCUCAAAUUAAAGAAGCCUUCCCAUUAUUUCCGAAGCCAAAGUUUUUUGGCAGGUUUGAAACAGAAGUUAUCGAAGAAAGAAGAGAAUGUGCAUUAAAGUUUUUAGAAUUUAUAGGAAGACAUUCAUACUUAUAUUCUAGUGAUAUUUUCAUAAAGUUCUUUGAAACUAGUCACGCGGAUUACUGUUUAAAUGACUGCUCGCAAUCUCUUAGUUCUGAUACGUCGGCAGAGGAUGAUCAUCAUGCUUGUAUAAAUUCUGUGCCUCCUAAUGGUAUUGUUUCCAAAAAUAUUCUUCAACCUAAAAGUAUUCAAGCUCCAUUGAUUAAUCCACCCAUUCCAAAGGAUGAAAUAAAUCAACCACAAGACACUUGGAAAUCUAAAGAACAAUUUUCACAACUAAAUGAUUUAGAGAAUGAAAGAUCCAUAAAAGAAAGUACAUGUAAUAGUUUUCUUGUAAAAGAUGAUAGCUUAAAUAAAAUUACAUCUAAAUUAGAGGAUAAUCAAUUAGUUUUUAAUAAAAAUAACAAUUUGUACAAAGAUAAAAAUCAUAAUGUUAAGAAUGGAAAGGAUUCUACAGUUGUUCAAACAUCAAGUAAUAAUGUUACUGUUGAUUCUACUCCCGAAGAGUUAAAUUUUUCAAUAAUAGCACACGAUGGUUCUGACCUACCACAGUCAUGGCCAGAAUCCUCACAAUACAUUUUAGUUGCAGCCGCACAUAUGAGCGCAGCAUUUAGGCACGAAGAUCUUAUGGAAUACGAAGAAGCAUUUACUCAGUACAAAAUGGGAAUCUCUAGUCUACGAUCUGGUGUUGAAUCUGAUUCAAAUAAAAUAAGAGCAGGCAUAAUAAAAGAUAAAAUAUCAAAAUAUUUAGAACGUGCAGAGAAGCUGUAUAAUAGAUAUUUAAAUUGCAAUGUUUCAUUGCUGAGUAAACCUAUAUCGGAACUUCAGUAUUACAAAGUUCUAAAAGUUAUGAAGUCAGUGAUGCUUGUAAAAGAUAUUCGCCAAAAUUGCCUCAACAUUGUAAAAACUGUAGAAAAGUUGUCCACAAAUAAAGAGAAUAUAAGUGACUAUAUAUUGCGUGGUCAAAUACCAUACAUGGUACGUUUACAUGCGUGUGUUGAGACAGAAACAACGAUAUUUCUGAUUUUACAGCAUCUGAAUCGCGGAAAAUUGUGGGAUUUUAUAACAUCGCAUUACAAUACUAAUAAUAAUAAAAUAAUUACGGGAAAUACUGUUGCAGAAACAAUUGAUGAUAAUAACGUUAUUUUAAGAAAAAGUGACGUACAGAAUGAUAUUAAAAACAGUAUCAUAAAGAAAAAUUCGAACUUUAUAAGUACAAAUCCAAAAGUACAAAUGGAAGAAGUACAUUCAGUAAUAGAUGAAAACUAUAGUGAUGUAUCUACUACCCAAUUAUUAGAGAAAGCACAAAUAUUGUUGCAGUCGGUUAACGCAACUUUGAAAGAAAGUAAUUCUGUUGUAAAUCGGUUAUGCGAAUCUGAUAGAUUGAUAAACCACCAAGGUAACACCUCGUUGUUGAAUCUUAAAAACAGUGUACACCGAUCUAAAAGUUGCAAAGAAAUACCUUUAGAUAUUAACGAUAUCUCGCUAAAAAUCGAUGACGUAAACGAUAACUUCAAAAAGCAAAAUAUAUCUGAAGAAAGUGUGAUAACUUCUAAUUAUUCAACGCUACGUAAUAUUAAGAAUACAAAGAGUCAAUGUAGUACCAAUAAUUCAUCCUUAAGCAAUAGUGAUAAAAAUCUAAAUUUUGAUGAGAGAGGGUCAAAUGAUUCUUCAACAGGUAAUUUAAAAACGAUCGAUACGUAUUUUGCAGUUGACUCCAAUUGCAUUGACAGUGUUGCAAAACAUGAAGUAAACGACACAAUAGAGAUCUGUAAUAAAACCGAAAUAAAUAAUUACUACGUACCGGAUGAUCAACAAAUACCGUACAGUGACAUGACAUUGUUGAUAGACUCAACGGAAAGCAACAAUGACGAUGAACAAGAGCUUUGGACAAUACCAGAAAAUGUAAUCCGUCUAUGGGCUGCUGAAAUACUCCUAGCACUGGAAGCAUUGCAUCAACAGAAAGUUAUAAUUUUCGAUUUAAAGCCUGAUAACAUAUUACUCGAUGAUAACGGGCAUGUGCAAUUAACGUACUUUAUACCUCGUCACGACGUAGAUCUGUUAAAAUAUAAAUAUCCGUACUCGUCUCCUGAAUUGUACACGUUUUCACCUAUAAUUCCCCUUACUCCAGCCACAGACAUUUGGAGCUUUGGAGUUAUUUUGUAUGAAUUAAUAGUAGGCAAUAAAUUUGAGGAGAAGCACCCAGGUGUAUUUCAACCACAUUCCAUGAUUAACAUUCCUGGAAAGCUUUCAGAAAAUGCAAAAUCCUUACUACUUAAUAUACUGAAGUAUGAACCAAAUGAGAGAAUGACAAUACCAGAGAUAAAAGAACAUCCAUUCUUUAAAGAUAUUAACUGGUCAAGUUUGGUAAAUACUUAAAGAUAUAAACGUUUCUUUCUUGUUUCAUUUUUAUAAAGUACAUUAGUAUUAGAAAAAUUCUAAAUAGUGGAUUCCUAUCAAAGUUUUGAAACGUUUUUUGUAAAGCAAAAUAUAAAUUUCGUUAAAAUUUCUGCAUACUUAAAGAAGAAAUAUAUUAUAAGUUUAUUAUCUAAUAG
Megachile rotundata (alfalfa leafcutting bee) is the source of this 3729-nucleotide messenger RNA. Its product is annotated as ribosomal protein S6 kinase-like 1. Lineage: Eukaryota; Metazoa; Arthropoda; Insecta; Hymenoptera; Megachilidae. Gene Ontology annotation, molecular function: ATP binding; protein kinase activity; phosphatidylinositol binding. The record is from RefSeq and is a predicted model, not a curated record. Gene Ontology annotation, biological process: protein phosphorylation.